Molecule: messenger RNA, 707 nt
Organism: Anarrhichthys ocellatus (wolf-eel)
Lineage: Eukaryota; Metazoa; Chordata; Actinopteri; Perciformes; Anarhichadidae
Gene: nmbb
Product: neuromedin Bb
Exons: 3
Coding region: 51-458 (135 amino acids)
Biological process (GO): neuropeptide signaling pathway; positive regulation of hormone secretion
Cellular component (GO): neuron projection
Molecular function (GO): neuropeptide hormone activity; neuromedin B receptor binding
Source: RefSeq, a predicted model, not a curated record
GACACUUGAAAAUCUGCACCCUGGAGGACAGUUCGCCACUCCACGCUGAGAUGAGAGGGUUUACGCUGAAUACUGUUUGCCACUGUGGCUUAUUUGCUGGUCUUGUCCUCUUUUCUUUCAUGUCUUUCACCACUGCAGUCAGUUUUGACCUGACUGAGCUUAGGAAUAAAGUUGCAAAAAUUAAAGUGAAUCCAAGAGGCAAUCUUUGGGCUACAGGACAUUUCAUGGGCAAGAAGAGCGUGAUGGACACCCCCCUGCUGCCUCCAGCUCAGGGGCAGGGCGUCGAUGCGCUGGAAGUCAGCCUUCCCGUGGAGCAGAGCGCCCUCGUGGAGCUUUUUCACGAGUUCCUGCGGGUAGCGUUGCAAGCGCAGGUGGACACACAAGAGAGCCGCACGAAAAAUCAGGAUGCGGAAAUGUUGAUGAAGAUUUUAGAAAGCUACAUCCAAAGCAGAAAGUGAUACAGAGGAUGUCUGUCGCGCAUGAACACGGAUUCCAUGUCAUCUGACCUGAUGGGUUAAAAUAAAUACGUUAGACGCAGUUUACAGUCUCCUGCUCAUCAUGAUUGUAAUUUACCGUAACUGUCUGAUCAUCAUCUGCCAUUUGCAAUACACGUAAAGAUGUUUUUCUUCAAUUUACUUUGAUGAUGAUGUUCACAUUGUCUUGUCGUUAAAAGUUAUUUAUAUUUAAUAAAAUAAUUAUUUGCACUG